CGUGUGACCAGAAUAGAUCUAAACAAGUAGCUAUAUAACGGUUAUUGAGCGAGUUGAACAUUAAAUUCAGACACGAGCUGAUAUAAACUUAUGAAAAAAAGUUUAUAAACUUUGAUGAUAAAUUUCAAAACAAUAAAAAGAAAGCUAACACAAUAACAAAGAUUAUUAUCAGUUGAGUAGAGUUUUUAUCGUUAUUACUGAAAUUUUAUAUGGAGAACAUCUGCGCACACAGACACUUAAAAACACACAAAAGAGAGAAGUCUGAAAGAAUAUAACGUGAGAGUCGCGCGUGGCAGACGAAAACUAUACAGAGAAAUUCAAUUUAUAUACAGUUAAAUUUGUCAGAAUAUGUCUACUGAACAAAUUCAUCGAAGAAAGUUGGUUAUAGUUGGAGAUGGCGCUUGUGGUAAAACAAGUUUGUUGUAUGUGUUCACGAAAGAUGAAAUGCCAACUGACUACGUUCCUACAAUAUUUGAUAACUACGUGGCAGAUAUGGAAAUAGAAAACAAACAGGUUGAACUUGCACUGUUUGAUACUGCCGGCCAAGAAGAAUACGACCAACUGAGAAUUCUAAUGUAUCCGGACGCUGACGUGGUUGUCAUCUGCUAUAGUAUUGACAGUCCGGAUAGUUUGUCGAAUACCGUUGAAAAAUGGGCACCGGAAAUUAAACAUUUUUGUCCGGGAGUGCCUAUUGUGUUGUGUGGAAAUAAAAAGGACUUGAGACACAACGAAGACACGAAGCGUGAGUUAGAAGCAACAAAACAGAAGCCAGUCUCGAUUGAAGAAGGUGAAGAAGUAGCCAGUAAAAUCGAGGCUAGUGCUUUUCUAGAAUGUUCUGCUUUGACGAAAGCUGGUGUUAUGACCCUGUUUGAAACUGCGGCCAUCAGCGCUUUAAAGAAAAAAUCGAAGAAAAAUGGACGCAGAUGUAAAUGUAAUAUUUUAUAGUUCGUACUAAUUGUAGUGAGGAAAAAAUACUGGAAGCUGAGAGCUGAAGAAGUCAAAAAAAAAAAAAAAGAUUUUUAAAGAACGAAAAACAUAAAGAGAAAAUCCGGACAUGCUGUGGACCUAACAUGUCGAAAUCACUACAUCAUCAAUAACACAGAUAUAAUUGGACAAAUUCGUGAUUAAUUUACACAAAGUCAGUGUGUUUGCAAUUAGAUUACGAUCAAAAAUAUUAUUGCUCAGUUUAUUUAAAAAUUUUCCCAUACCGUGUUUUAACUGCCUUGCCAACGUAAUGCGAGCACACCGACUGGAUUUCCAACUUCGUCUCCAUGACUAAUUUUAGGACGAGAGGCAUAAAAUCAAGGAAUAUUUACAUUUAUUUACAGUAAGUUCAAAUGGAAUUUAUAAAAUUAUUUUUAGAUAUAUUGUAUAUAAAUAACCGUGGUAUUUUUUUAUACCUAUACAGAUAAUUUAUUUUCGUGUAUACUUAUUUAAUAAUUGCUAAAAAUAGAAAAUUCAAAUAGCAUUUCAAAA
Molecule: messenger RNA, 1476 nt
Organism: Hydractinia symbiolongicarpus
Lineage: Eukaryota; Metazoa; Cnidaria; Hydrozoa; Anthoathecata; Hydractiniidae
Product: ras-like GTP-binding protein RHO
Exons: 2
Coding region: 349-945 (198 amino acids)
Biological process (GO): small GTPase-mediated signal transduction
Molecular function (GO): GTP binding; GTPase activity
Source: RefSeq, a predicted model, not a curated record